AACCAGGGUGUUUUGGGCAAAGUGAUACUCCCUAAUACUUCUGGGUGCAAGUGAUUCCUGGUGGAUUGUUUCAGCCUGUUGCUUCCUUGGUGGACUCUGAAUCAAGACCUUCAUCAGCCCUGUGAAGACCCGACCGAGGUAUCAGCCAUGCGGAUCCUGUACCUGCUCUUCCCCUUAUUCCUCCUGAUGGCUCAGGGUGCUGCAGGAUCCUCCCUGGCUCCAGGAAACAAGGCACAAUGUCUUCGACAAAAAGGCUUCUGUGCAGUUUUUAAGUGCCCCUUCCCCUUUGUCAUCAGUGGGCUCUGUACAAAGUUCUCAUUUUGCUGCAAGAAGUAA
Pezoporus flaviventris is the source of this 336-nucleotide messenger RNA. RefSeq names its product ostricacin-2-like. The record is from RefSeq and is a predicted model, not a curated record. Gene Ontology annotation, molecular function: chemoattractant activity; CCR6 chemokine receptor binding. The transcript is spliced from 3 exons. Gene Ontology annotation, biological process: cell chemotaxis; defense response to bacterium. The coding region runs from base 148 to 336 and encodes 62 amino acids. Gene Ontology annotation, cellular component: extracellular region. NCBI's taxonomy places the organism in Eukaryota, Metazoa, Chordata, Aves, Psittaciformes, Psittacidae.